This is a messenger RNA of Globicephala melas (long-finned pilot whale), 17020 nucleotides long. RefSeq names its product Src homology 2 domain containing F (gene SHF). Lineage: Eukaryota; Metazoa; Chordata; Mammalia; Artiodactyla; Delphinidae. The record is from RefSeq and is a predicted model, not a curated record. Gene Ontology annotation, molecular function: phosphotyrosine residue binding.
CAGUCUGGCUGGCCUCAUGUUACUGAGCGGAGCUUCUCCUGCCGGCUCCGGCCCGGGGCCGCGGGCGCAGGGGAGCGCGGGGGGCGGCCCGGCUGGAUCGCGCCGGGGCGCCGGAGGUGCGGGAACCGGCCCAGGAGGGGGCGGCAGCGGCGGAGUGGCCAAGUGGCUCCGGGAGCACCUGGGCUUCCGCGGGGGGGGCGGCGGCGGCGGAGGUGGGGGCAAGCCGGCGCCCCCGGAGCCGGACUACCGCCCCCCCGCACCUUCCCCGGCCGCGCCCCCCGCACCUCCCCCGGACAUCUUGGCCGCCUACCGACUGCAGAGGGAGCGCGACUUUGAAGACCCUUACUCCGGGGGGCCGUCCGGCUCCGCUGCUCUAGCCACCCCUGCCGUUCCCGGCCCCACGCCGCCCCCGCGCCACGGCUCGCCACCCCACCGCCUUAUUCGGGUCGAGACCCCUGGCCCCCCAGCGCCUCCUCCCGAGGAACGGAUCUCUGGACCACCCGCCAGCAGCGACAGGCUAGCAAUUCUAGAAGACUAUGCGGAUCCGUUUGAUGUUCAGGAGACUGGUGAAGGCCCAAUAGGAGCUUCAGGAGCCCCAGAGAAGGUCCCCGAGAAUGACGGUUACAUGGAGCCCUAUGAGGCCCAAAAGAUGAUGGCCGAGAUCCGGGGCUCCAAGGAAACAGCAGCUCAGCCCUUGCCUCUGUAUGACACGCCCUAUGAGCCAGAGGAGGAGGAGGGGGCCACCCCGGAAGGUGAGGGGGCCUCCUGGCCCCGGGAGUCCCGCCUGCCAGAGGAUGAUGAGAGGCCCCCUGAGGAGUAUGACCAGCCCUGGGAGUGGAAGAAGGAGCGGAUUUCCAAAGCCUUUGCAGUUGACAUUAAGGUCAUCAAAGACCUACCUUGGCCUCCACCGGUGGGACAGCUGGACAGCAGCCCCUCCCUUCCCGACGGGGACAGGGACAUCUCCGGUCCAGCCUCACCCCUCCCUGAGUCCAGCCUGGAGGAUGGCAGCGCCCAGUUUGAAGGAUCUGAGAAGAGCUGCCUGUCACCUGGCCGGGAGGAGAAGGGGCGGCUCCCUCCCCGACUCUCUACAGGGAACCCCAAGUCAGCCAAGUCCCUAAGCGUGGAGCCCAGCAGCCCCCUGGGGGAGUGGACAGACCCAGCACUGCCUCUGGAAAACCAGGUCUGGUACCACGGGGCCAUCAGUCGAACAGAUGCCGAGAACCUGCUCCGGCUGUGCAAAGAGGCCAGCUACCUGGUGCGCAACAGUGAGACCAGCAAGAACGACUUCUCCCUGUCCCUCAAGAGCAGUCAGGGCUUCAUGCACAUGAAGCUGUCCCGGACCAAGGAACACAAGUAUGUGCUGGGCCAGAACAGCCCGCCCUUCAGCAGCGUCCCUGAAAUCGUGCACCACUACGCCAGCCGCAAGCUGCCCAUUAAGGGGGCCGAGCACAUGUCCCUGCUCUACCCCGUGGCCAUCCGGACUCUGUAGGUGUGAGGCCUGGGCAUUGUGACAGAUCUGGACCCAGCCCUGUGCUCAUCCCCUGGCUGAGGGCUGUGGCCCUUCCUGGGCCACAUGAUCUCUCAAACCUUUCUUGGCCCUCUCCCUGGAAUCGAGUGGCAGCUGGAGAUUCCUUAAUUUAUUCUAAAGGGAAGGACUACUGGAGCCUUGGAAUAAGAGGUGGUCUGGAGCUGAGGAUAGAGGACUCCCUGGGGAGAAAGGAUAGCCCCUGGAGGAAGGGAUUUCAGAAUCGCUGAUCUCCUGAGGAGUUUAAGAUAGACAGCUCCAGCCUCUUUCUUCCCCUAGGGCAGAGGUGGCGACCUCCACCCUCUUUACCCAGGGGUGGAGGGGUGGAUUGGGAAUGGAGCUGGACGCGGACCUUCGGGGUGCUCUAACCACCUCUCCGCCUACACCCCCAAACCACCGGCGGGCUCCGCCGGAGUCUGGUGCGGGGCUUCGGGGAGACGGCAUUGGGGGUGGGGAAGGAGGGGAAGGGCUCGGCCGGAGGGAACUUGUACAGGCCCGGGGCCGCCCCGGCUCUGGGCCAGAGGCAAUAAAUAAACCCAGUCCUGCCAGGCACAGCCGCUUCCGCGCCUCCAGCGCCGCAGCUCCCUCCUGCCCCCUCCUCCAUCCCCCCCCGCCCCCCCCACGCCCCGGGCUGACGGGGGAGGGAGUUGAGCGAGCACAGAUUCUGUUUAUAAAUCAGCUCUGGAGCGGACACAGGCGGCUGUGAAAAGCACUUUCGAAGCAUCAAGUUCCUUCCUUUGACGAGAUGUCAAAACAUCCCCCCUCGCCCCCUCCCCGGCUUGGGGCACCAGAGCCGGCCUGCCGCGCGGCGCCCCCUCCCCGCCGCCCCGACGAGCGCGGCUCCCAGAGAGCGCAUCUAAUUUCCUGCCAACAGCCAUUUGUCUGGGAGGAGGGGAGCCACGGAGAGACAAAGAGGCAGCGCGCCAGGCGGGAGGGAGCGGGGCGCCCUUGCCACGCGGAAGCCGCACGCCGGCGGAGGCGGGAAAGCUGGCGGGCCGACUGCGUUUCCUUUCCAGAGGAAGCGGGGGCCUGCCGCGCCUCCCGCGGCCCCGGGCCGAUGGGUCCGACCCCGAGACCUGAAGCCGGCCAGCCCGGGCCCGGAUCUCCCUCGUGGCUGUGGCGCCUGGCGGGGCCGUCCGCGCGCGCCCCCUGAUGGCCGCGCCUCUACCGGAGAGGCCACACCGCCCGCGGCCCUGGCGGCCCCCCAGCCCGCGCCCGCAGCUGGAACCCGCCGAGGCCUGGGGCCCAGUCCCUGGGGAAUACCACCGGUCCGCCAGGCGGAGCUGCUUUCAAACCACUCCAGGCCCGCCCUCCCGCUCCCAUGAGCAAGCUGAACAGAAGCUCCCAAUGACCGAUGACCCACUGAACUAACACCCUCGGGACGGCUGCCCAGCCUGAGAGCCUCCUCCAGAACGGAUACCUGCAACUCCCAAGCGUGGUGUGAAGCACGGGAAUUUGGAUUUUCUAAUCCAGUGGCUAGUUUCUCGAAAUCGAGGAUAUGUGAUCUGACGAAUGCAAGAAUUCUGUGGGGACAGUGGAAAGGAUCACUUGAAAUUGAGUCCUGCUUCAAACAUUCCAUCAUAGAGGUUGCCCUAUGCUUAAGUAGACUUGGAGGGCAUUCAGUUAUUUUGCAGAUGAGAAAACAGAGGCCCAAAGAGGUUAGGUGAUGUGCUCAUCAGUCUCCUUGCUGUCAUCUCACUACACAGAAGACUCAUACAGGCACUCAUACAGGUGCUCCACCCUCCCAUGGCUCAGAGGACCAGGAGUAACUGAGGUCCUGGGGCAAGCCAGUGAGCUCUGGCUCCCUGUAGACUCCUGCUGUGUCUUGCUACACUGCUCCCUUCUUUGUGCCCAGCCCACCGUCACCAGAAGCCCUCACACCUCCCUCUGCCCCUCCUGACCAGGCCUCAGGAGCCCCACACUAGCCACCCUGAGAGGCCCUCUGUCAGGAAAGGUGCCCCUGAGCAGGGGAAGGGGUCUCUAGCUGGGGCGCUUGGCCUUGGAGGGGUUCCCUUAGUCAGUGGGUACAGGCAAGCUCAAAGAGAACGUGUGGACCAGCCUCGGUGAGCUGGCUGCGUGAGGACCCCACCCUGCAGCAGAAUAAAGAAACCCUAAGGCAGGAAAGUGGCUUAUUUAUAAAAGGCUAUUAGAGCAGGAAGAGGAGAGAAGAGCUGAGGAGCACUGAGGCCUGUUGGGGCAGGUUUUGACUACAGUACACGUUUAAAAAGUUGGCAGAAAAGAUCAACUGUGCUGUUAGAAUGGGGUGCUGAGGGGGUCCUGUAAAUUGCUCUCUGUGGGUCUACCCUGUACCCUCUCUAAGGCAUUUGCCAGCCCUUUUGACAGUGGGGAGCUCAGAGGAGGGGAGAUUUGGGGGAAGGGGUUUUAGGAUGCCAGCAUCUGUGCUCCCACUUCAUCCUUAGGCUCACAGUCCCCUAAACACACACACACACACACACACAAACACCAUUUUUCUGCUCCAGUUUUUUGAUUUUUUUUCUUAUUUUGGAAGAAGAGGUGUCACUUUGCCCCAAAGCAAUACUAGCUCCCCAACUUCCCAACCUCUAGUCCCCACACAGUGCCUUGCAUUUCUCCAGGCUGAGAGCUUCCGGGCCUGGGAGUCCCUGAACCCGCAUGAGGUGACUAACCAUGGCCACCUGGACCAAGGUUGGGAGGUGCGAAUGGGGAGACGGCUGAGGGAGCCAGAAACAGGAAAGCUAGAGGUGAGGUAUGGGGCCAAACCUCUGCUCAGCUGGGCAGUGGGCAGAGGCCCUGGGCAGGAGGCCUAGAAGUUCUCAUGAUGGUAGGAGAAAUGAAUCCCGUCCUGCCUGUUGAUGAGCUGACAGGCCUUUUCCACAUUCUUGGUCAUGCCAUGGGGGUCACAGCUAAACACCCCGAUCUUCUGGACCUGUUGGAGGAAGAAGUGAAGGCUAGCUCAGUGUUCAGAGGGAGGGCUAGCUCCAUGUUCAUGUUAAAGACCAGCAAGAGUCCUUGGUGAGGACCAUUCCGUGUUCCUGAUGAAGGUUUGCUUUGUACCAUGCGUGGUGAGGGCUGCCUCAAUGUUUAUAAAACUAACUCAAUUUUGGUAGACUUGCUCUCUGUGCGUCCAGCCUUUACCGUUUUCCAACGCAUUUGCUAGCUUCAGGUGCAAGAUCAGUGUUUCCAAUAGGGGCCAGGUUAAUCAAUGUCCAAGUUGAGGACAGUUUAGUGUCUCAUUGAGGGCCAGCCCAGUUUUUAUGAGAGUGUGGCUAGCAUAGUGUUCGUGGUGAAGGUUAGCUUGGUGUCCAGGGUGAGGGCUGGACAGCAUUAGUGGUAAGGAUAAUUCUGAGUCUGUGGUGAGGACCAGCCCAACCACCAAGCCUUUCCUUCUGGACAAGACAUCACGGCUUCAGAGGUGGCAAGUCCCUGCUGCCUGAUUCCUCCCUUUGCCCCUCAGGGUGACCCAUACCUCUCCCCUUCCAUUCCAUUACCCCACCAAUAUCCCUGGGGGUGGAUUCUCCUUCCCCUAUGGAGCAGGUUUGGGAGCUUUGCUCAGACCCCAAACAAAGGUGAAGAAAACCUGAAUAUGGGGUGGGACUGACCUUUGGGUGGACCUCCUGCAGAGAGUCGAAGAAGGGUUCGAAGGGGGGUCAAAGUGGGUGAUGGAGCGCAAGCCCGUUAACAGACUCCGGUUCAGCACCUUCUGGAAGUGCCGCUCACAGAUGUACUGGGGGAGGGAGUAGAGGAGGAAGGUCACAGCCAGGCAGAGCCAGGGUCAGCUCCUAGUCCAAAUGGUGGUCCACCCACCUGCCUUGGCCAUCCUUACCCUCAACCCACAUCACUGAGCUGCUCUGCCUGGCCGGCCCUGAUGUACCAGCAUGGUGGUCCUGAGGUCAAACUUCUCAGCCAGCUGGGUGGUGUAGAUGUGCACGGACACCAGGUCCUGGUGGUCAUUCUCCUCCACCCCCCAGAUGAUGUCAGCCAGCCACUCAAACUGCCGCUGGGUCCGUGUCACCCAGAUGAAGUAGAUCUGGGGACAGGGCUAGAGCUUGGGACCCAGCUCAUCUCAGGCUCCCUACACCCCAGGAAUCAUCACACCAAUAGAAGCCUUCUGGUCUCUAGCAGCUUGUGCCUCUCCCCAGAUAGCCUGGGGAGGUGGAAAUGUAUGGGGCCACAGGGCCAUGCUCUGAGGCAGAAGAUGGUGUUGCCCCAGGGCACAGAGCAGUGGAAGUGAGCAAUAGCCUGGGGCCAUGAGAAAGGAGUGUGUCAAGUGAGCUGAAGGUCUGCUGGGGUGGGAAGCAGCUUUCUCUUGCCGAGCCUGACCUUCCACUCCCUCCAGUGGGCCCUUCUCAGGCUGCUAGGCUCCCAACCUACAGGCUGCCCAGAGGCAGAGGGUCCCGCUAAGGGGUAUGUCACAGAACAGCCUCUGGAAAGACCCAGCUGGCUGCCUGGAGUGGAUGGGCAUGGGCUCAAAGAGAGACCAGGGGAAUGGAAGCUGCCCCGGGGGGUACCCACCUCCAGCUUCUGAUGGGGAGAAACGGGGCUGUGUGAGUUAAGAGGCAGAGACAGAGCUGGUACGGACAGAGGGGCAGGGGAGCUGUCACCCUCUGAGUGCUGACAGCAUACAGGCUGGGCCUCUGCCUGCUGCAUUCCUGUGGCCCUGACUCACCUGCCAGGCCCAGAGAGACAAGCAGGGGCCUGCCACCAGGGCCAGGGUGAGGCGAAGGGGCCUGGUGUGGAGGGGCCUCAGGGCCUGGGCUGUGCUCCUAGAGCCAUCCAGGCCCGCCAGCCCUGCCUUGCUGCCUCCCCUCCUCUUCCUCUUGAGAGCAGAGCCAGUUUCACUUGUGCCCCACCCCAAGUAUGCCCUUCCCUCUCCCGACCGGACCGGACAGUGCUUCAAGUGCUGGCUUCCUCUCCAACGCUGCCUGGAGGGACUCUCAGAAGCACAUCCUACGUGGGGCACCCCCUAACUGAGGGAAGAGCCUGGAAGGCAUCAGCAAAACAACUCUGUCCCUUAGGGUCCAGGAAUACCCCAAGUCCCUUGGGGUCAGGCCAACUCAGCCUUUCCCAGACCAGGGAGGCCAAGGACAGAGGCAGGAGACAGGUUCAGAUGGACACGGUGAUAGGGAGCAGGGGGCCAGGGGCUGGUGGGAGGAGGGGACACUCACCUUCCUACAGAACACUUGGCAGCUGACCGAUGACUUGGUCUUUGAGGAUGGAGGCAAAGGGGGUGACCCCAAUGCCCCCUCCCACCAGCACGGACACCUCAAACUUACGCCACUCCUGGUGGCCCUCUCCAAAUGGUCCAUCGAGGCACAGCUGCAGGGAGGGGAGUGUGUUUGAGUUAAGUUCGGCUACCACCAUAGUUCUGAAGCCAGAAAUGGGAGGCAGGGAAAUGCAGGUAGGUGUAUGGAGUGGGGAGUAGUGGGGGGCUUGUAGCAUCAUCUGGAAGAAUCGGUCUCUGGAUAGGGGAAGGGAGGAACGCAGUGGGGAGUCUGGGGCAGCAGGACCGAGGCCUGCUAAGGGACUGUGGGAGCAUGUGGUGCAUCCGGCCUGGGUCUGGGCACCUUUGGAUGUUUGGCACAGCUGUCACCCGUCGGGGGUGAGUAGAUCUCCCUGAGGCGGGUGGUCCAGGGCCCUGCUGCCCGGAUGUGCAGGCUAAGCGUGUCCUCGUGGGGCGCAGAAGUCAGGGUGAAAGGGUGGCACUCUGUGGUCCCCAGAGCCAGGCAGGCGAUCUGCACCCACUGUCCUGACUUGUACUCAAAGCCUUGGGGCCGCUGGAACUCGAGGCGGGUCACUCCUGAGGAGGGAAGGUGGGUGGGAGGUGGCUGUCUUGAACCCAGCAACAAUGUGACCCCUAGAGAGUUCCCCAACCUGCAGCCUCAGCUCUGCUUUUGGAAUAUGACAGAGGAGGCCUCCCGCGAUCAGAGAUCAUUACUCCCCUCAGGCCACGUCUACCCUGAGGGGGUGCUGGGCAGCACUGGGGUUGGUGGUCAGCCUGGCCUGGGCUCCUCCUCUCUCUGUUGUGAGAGAGGCUCAGGUCCCCUGGCAAAGAGCCUCUCUUACCAGCUCCCUCAUCCCUACCACCUCAAGGACCCUGCUAACUCCACUGGGCCAGGCCAGGAGAUUUCAAGGUCCAGGCUCUGCCCCUGGCCUGUCAGCUUCCUCAGUACCACCAGCCUGCUCCCCUGACAGCCUCUAUGUUGGCACCUGAAGGCAGCAGCUCUGCCCUCACCACACUGAUCUCCACCUUCUUUCCGGCUCAGGCUCACCAGCUUGUCCCCCAUGUAGGUAAGUACUGGGACCAGGUAGAAGAUGUGGAAACGGGGCAGCUGGAUCAGAGGGAAGCUGCCAUGGAUGAUGAGCUGGAUAGAGCAAAGAGUAUAGCUGAGAUCCAAGCCACACUCACAACAGGGUCUGACCCCUGCAUCCCUUCCCAAUUGGCCCAUCCAAUUCUCACCUCACCAGGUGCCAUGUUCCUUCCAGGCUCCAAAACUUAACCUCUCCCAACCCAUCCUCCAAAGCAUUUAUGUUAAUGAGACUAUUUGCAUCUUCCUGACACCAUCCUAGACCAAGCCACCUGCAUUCAUGCGGUAGCCUCCUACUUGGUCUUCCACUGGGUUGCCCCACUGUGAUCCAUUCUCUCCAAGACAGCCAGUGUGACAUUUUAAAGUUUGUUUUAUCACGUCAUUCCCAGCUCAAAAGGCCUUAGAUGAUUUCCCAUUGCACCACAAGGCCUUGCAAUGUUCUGGCCUCUACCUGCCAGCAUUUCCCCCUCCCUGUUCUUCAAACACGGCAAGUCCUUUCUGCUUCAGGACUUUGCACCUGCUGCUCCCUCUGCUGGGAACGCCUUUCCCCUACUUCUUCCCAUCCAUCUCACUUUUCAGGUCUCAGCAGAAAUGCCACCUCCUCAGGCCUUCACCCAGCCCUCUCUAUCCCUUCUCCCUGUUAACUCCCUUCAGAGCAUUGUCGUCAUCCACGAUACUUGUGUUCCUUCAUCCAUGGACAUGUUUACUGUUGUUCUCCCCACUGGACUAGAGGAGUAGGGACUGUGUCCAUUUCAUUUGCCAUGACACUCUCAGCUCCAAUCAGUUUCUGCCUGGCACAUGGUAGGUGCUCAGUAAUUACUGAGUUAAUGGAAGGAGUUUCCCCAAUUUACCCUGUCCCUUUGGAGACUAAGAACACCUAACCAGUCCUCCUUUUCCAUGAAAUAACUGACAGGUAUUGUCCAGCUCCGGUCCUUUCCCCAACAAGCUGGUCUAAUGUGGUCAGACACGACUUGCCCCCUUCUUCCCACUUGCUUGGUCCUGAGUAUGGUCAGCCUGGCUCCCGCCUCCACGUCUUCUCAGGACCUGCUCACAGAGGGCUCACAAGUGACCAAACCCCGAGGUCUCCCUUCAGACUGCAUUCGCUCCCAUGCUUGGCAGCCUGUGGCCCUAGUGACCACCCCCGCCUUGCCACUUCUGCAACAGUGCUCUACUGGUUCUCCCUCUUUCCCUCUCUGGCUGUUUACUUUCUAUCUCCUGCACUGGCUCUGCUCCUUCUCCCACCCCCAAUCCUGUGUGUUGCCCAAGCCUGAUUUCCUCACCCUCUGCUCUUCUCUUUCUAUGAUCUCCCACCUGGCGCAGCCUCUCAGCUGAGCCGCAGCCCUUCAGCUGCAGCUGCAGCCUGCACAGGUCCACCAUGUCCUGCCACCACCUACUGCCCUGUUGGCCACUCAUAGCCAGGCCCAUCUCCUCUGUGCCCCGAAUAUUCCACCAUCAUUCCCACCUCUGCACCACUGUUCGUGCCUUUCUCCUUCUUCUUCUUUUUUUUUUUUUUGGCCCAACCAGGGAUUGAACCUCGACCCUCGGCAGUGAAAGCACAGAGUCCUAACCACUGGACCUCCAGGGAAGUCCCUCAUGCCCUUCCUUCCACCUGGAAUGCUCUUCAGUUUCCACUCUGCCCUGUCAAACCUUAGCUUAUCUCUCCUUAAGCUUAGCACAAGUUCCACCUUCUCCCCAAAGUCUUCUCUAACCAGUUUGGCCCAAACGAAACUCCCUUCAAUGAGCUCUUCUAACUGACUGACUGGAACACUCAGCUCAGCAAUUAAUCCUGUAUUAUCUGUUCAUUUUGAUCAUUUCACAUGCAUGGCACUUAUCUCUGCAGCAAAUCCUCAGUUCCUGAGAGUCUCCCCCUCCUCUGCUGGGCCUAGCACAGAGCAAGUAUAUACUAGACCCUCAACACAUAACAGUUAAAGUGAACUCUGGUUCCUCAUUCAGCUCUCCAUUCCUCCAGCUGAGUGUUACCCUAUUCUUGAAACUUUCUCCACAGAGCUAACUCAAACCUCCUUGGGCUCUUCUCUCAAUUGGCUCCAGUUUUCCCAAGUUCCUCUUUCAUUAAGGAGCCCACGCCCACCCCCAAGGCUUUCUGAGAAUCCAACCAGGCUGAGAACAAUGUCAAGGUGACUUCAUACUCCUUUGUUUAUACAUCUUGCUUGGUGUUGGCUCUACCUUUAAACCACAAAGCUGCUUCAGGGUCAUGGUUGACUGAGGAGCCUGGGGAACAGCCUGCCAGCUCAGUUUCUGCUGUGCUAACUCCACCCUCUACAGCCUGGAUCAGGAGCCUGGACACCCUUCCCCAGGGUCUGCUCCACACUGGGGUCGUUUACUUGUAACUUCUCUUUCUGCCAGAGGUCAAGUGGCCAUACCUGAGAUAAACAGGAAGGCAGCAGGUGCUUUGGCUCUGAUCUCCCCCCAGAUGAGAUGCUCCCAAGCUGCAGGGGCUAGGACUUCCCAGCAGAGUGGCCUGCACCUUUCUGAGCUGCUAACUUCCCUUCUGGAUCCCCCAGUGAUCCCCACAACCGGGGAUAAAUCAGAAACCGGUCUUGGUCUCAGGGUACCAGGCUGGCCACUCUUCUGGGUCUCCCAUCUAGUUCAAAAAAGCUGCUUUAUCACCAGAAACAAGACCAUCAUUUCCACCCCUAACAGAAACAGUAACCCAGAUGCUAGGGCUGUACCCAUUAUCAGGAACGUUGGGAGGGAGGCAUAAAUUAGCCACAAUUUCCAGAGAAACUAACGUCAUCGGUUCUAGGAAACAUCCUAAGCCCAGGCUGGAUAGUCAUCUUCAGAACCAUGAAGUGCUGAGCAGGUUGGAAGCAGACCCUCCUACCUACCAGUGAAGACAGACUGCACCCCAGCACCAGCCUGACCCAGGCAAUGAUGACCUUUCUCCCUUGUCUCAGGACAAAGGAGACCCCUGUGUGCAGUUCUGCCUGGAGCCAGGUGAUAGGGCAGCCAUCUGGGCUCUGCACUUCUUGAAUGCUGGCAGCCAAGCUAUCAUCAAUGGGGACAUCAGAGCAUUGGGACUUGGUUUAACUCCUCAGCAAGGCCCUCAGGGUGCCCUUCGGGGAAAUGCCUGUGUCUGUGAGAAAGGCAGGCCAAGUAGAGCCAUGACAUAGGGGCACAGAUCAGAGUCAUCUCUGGAAAUAGCCAGCUGAAGCAGCUGAGGACAAAGCCAGGGAAAGGUGAAAAGGGAACAGGAGAGAAGAAGGGAGGGAAUGUGAAGGAAGGGAGGCAGGGGCCCAGGUUAAGAAGGAAAGGGGAGAGGUGGAGUCUUAAAAAUCCAUUUUAUCAACAGUCCAAUGAAGACAUUUUGAGCAAGUUCAUUAACUUUACAGGUGGCAUUUAGCUAGCUGGAUGGAUGUAGCUAACACCCCAGAAAACAGGAUCAGAACAAAAGUGGCAGAACCUAUUUAAGGUAAGUUUCUCUUUAAGAAGGUGACGCUCCCUUGAAUGCAGACAGUCCACCCAAGAACCCAAACCACCACCCAAAGGUAGGGAAAGACUGACUGGGCAGAAAUGAUGUGGGGUGUCUGGAAGGAAUGCAGAUCAGCCAGGUAAGGCUGCUACUACAAACCCCAUGCCAGGGAGUCAGUCUUCCAAGUGCCGCAUAUUGGGUCAGCCUACCUGAGAGCCCCAUACUAUAUAAGCUCCACCUUUUGAGAGAGAUACGGAGAAGUGAAGAGGAUACUUGAAAUAACUAAGGGGAUGGAGAACUGAUGUCUCAGGCAUCACUGCCUCCCUGGGAACAUCUGCCCAGACUCCGCUGGCCUGGUUCACAGCAAAAAGCCCUCACCAGCACGUAGAGCAGGAUGUAGAGGUGGUGGGUCAGCCAGAAGCCCCGGAAGCUGCGGCGCUGGAAGUGGUGGGAGGCGAAGACGUACAUGACGGCGAGAACCAGGAGCAGCAUGACCCCCGUGAGACCUGCAAAUGAACAUGGGGUGAAGGGCAGAGGCGCAGGGCCUCACAGAGGGGGCUGUUCUGAGGCUGCCAGGGUCCCCUCUCCACUCCACAGCUCCAGGCAGGGGGCGGAAAGCCCAGCAUCCUUCCCUCUUCCUCUCUCCGACACCACUGAUCACAGGUACCUUUCAUCUCAACAGAUCCUACUUGUCCUUCGCGGACCUUGUCAUGAUGGUUAUUUUUCAAGCACCUGUGUCAUUACUUGUUUUACGUCUGUCACUUUCUUGACUCUCAGGUCCACAGGAACCGGGACCAGGCUAGGCUAGUUCACCACUGCACCUGAGUGCCUAGUGCAGGGCCUGGCACACCAUGGGCCUUAUGGACAUGUGUGCUGAAUGAAUGAAUGUACAGGGCAGCUGCUCUGAGCCCUCUGUGGAACUCUGGACAUCGUAGGCCCUGCCAUCAGGGAGUCGAGGCUUGGCCAGCAUUCCAGCUGCACUGUACCUGGCAGCCACAGCACCAAGCAUGAGCACUGGCACUGUUAGUGAGCGAGUGGGACCACACUGUCGCUGCUCAUCACCAGAGCCCCCAUGGAUCUGGCCCAGACCUGGUGGGAGAUCCCUCCUCUCAAAGGGGAUCCCAGGCUAGGGGUGCACAGGAGGGCAAUACUGGAGCCAUUCCAGAUAACGGCCCCUCAAGUGAUCAAGGAGAGAGGCAGAAGUGAAGAAGAUUAGAGCCCUGUAGUGUGGAAAAGCAGAGGUUAAGAAGGGAUCUAGCCAAAGCCUGUAAAGUCCUGAAUGGAGAGAAGGGCAUAAACGCGGCCUGAUCCAGUAAACCCCAGUGUGCAGGAGUUAGCAAGCAUUCCCUGAAGUUCAAAGCCGAUCGUUUCAGGAUUUAAAGAAAAAUGAAAAACAACACGCUGUGUUUCACAGAAAGGAGUGCAGAAAACAUCUUACCCCAAGGAGGGAACAGAGUGAAAAUAUAAAUAGCUUCAAGAAGCAUUUGAAUAGAUUCACAGCUAAUAGCUCUAAAAUGGGUGAUUAUGGGGAGUUAGGAAUAUGCCCCUAAACAGCUCUUGUCAAGACAGACUACAGAAUGGAGGGGGAGAAGGGGAGGGGGCAUCCACCAGGCUCCACAAAGAGCCUGGUCCCUCCCGCAUGCAGCUGGGGCAUAGCAUUCCUCAAAGUCACUGUCAUGGUAGGUGUGUGUGUCGGGGCUGGAGGGGUGCACUCCCAUUCCUCAGAGGGAGGGACUAGCUCAGAACCAGGGCAGAAGCCCAGCUAAGCUCCUGAGAGAAGGCCUGGAAUGCAGAGUCUCCUACUGCCCAGGAGAGCGCUCGGGGCAAGGGCAGAGCCUGGCUCACCGUGAAGGCUGUGAGGGCUGAGUGAGAGCGACUGGGCUGCCCGUGGCAGACAGAACCCAGAGCCUGGAACUCAGAGGCAGGCCCAGAAAUUCACAGAGCAGAGAGGGCUCUCACCUGGCAUGGUCUGGAAGAACCACCAGUAACACUUCUGGGGGAACUCAGACCUGAGGGUUAGGGAAAGCAAGGACGGAUCCUGUGAGGAGAUGUCUGGGACCUCCAGAAAGGAUCCUCCAGAGGAAGCACCCCACACCAGUCACCAGUCUCCCUUUCUGUGACUUGGGAUUGGGGACUCAGGCUGGUCAUUGUCCUGUAACUUGGAGGGUGACACACUCCUCUGAACCAAGAGAAUUUCUGCAAAGGAUUCCACCCCCUUCACCCCCGAGCCAGGCCACACACAUGCACACACACACACAUAUACACACUCACUCACCCGUUGUCAUGGAAGAGGCCAGGUAAGAGGCAGGAAAGGAUGCUGAGUGGGCUGAUGGAGAAGAGGUAGACAUUCACCACACGGCCUGCACUGUGUUAAGGCUAAGGAAGACCAGACAGGGUGGGGUUGAGCCUGGGACCAGCCCACUGGGGGGUGCUCAACCCAUUCAGCCCAAGCUCUAGGACUCCAGCCAGCCAGAGUUGGGGGACUGAAAAAGGACCCUAGGGAUCUGGACUUCUAUUCUUUAAUAAACCUCCUGUUCCUCCCCUGCCCCAUAUACACACCAUCCAUGAAAAUAGCCACAUGCGUCUGAAAUUAUACCAUUAGAAGUUCAUUCCUUUGGUUUCUCUCAUAGAAUUACGUGUUUUUGUUUGUUUGGCUCACCAAGAGGCUUGUGGGAUCUUAGUUCCCCGACUAGGGAUAGAACCCGGGGCCCUGGCAGUGAGAGCAUCCAGUCCUAACCACUGGACCACCAGGGAAGUCCAAAGUUAAAGAUUUGCUACCUUUGGCAUAGCUGGUGAUUCCUAUCUACCUACUGAUUUUAUAAAAGGUUACAAGUCUCAUGUACAUAUCACUUCUUUAUAGCCUUUCAAUUUUCUACUUUCCAACAAUGUUAUAAAAUAGUAAGGGCAAACACAAUAAAAUAGGCACCAACUUGUAGAAACAAUGCUGUGCCAAGAUGUUAAGGCAGCCAAAACUGGUCUGUUGGCUGGCAGGCAAUGCCAUUUGUCCAGCGGGUAGCUCAGGGUAUGACAGCUGACUCCUCAAAAGCAGCUCGAAUACUGGUGCAUGAAAGUAUAGCUUGUUCCUGAGUCAAGGACCUUCUAAACCCAUUUAGGGAGUUGUUGGGAAGAGUAAAUGAGAUGAACCCUAUUAAGUGCCUGGCAUGCAACAAAUGCUCAAUAAACAUUCGCUGGAUCUGCACAGUCACAGAGUCUAAAGCCUAAUCCUGCUGGUCUGGUAACCUCCAUCCUGGUGUGUGAUACUGGGAAAAGCGACCUGUGUGAGCCCUGCCCCUCUCACCAGGUGCUUGUCUCUGAUGCAUGUGUUUCGCCGCCCAUCUUCCAUGUCUCAAGCCAGUGUGCCCUGGACCUCCCACCCUGCCCUCUGGGUCCUGACCCCUCCUCACAGUGCCAUCACUCCGGAAGAGUGCAGGGUUGACGUCCUGCCAUCUGGUAACUGGAGGCAGGCCCAGUGUUGCCCUGGCCUUUGUGUAAGAGGGCAGGCCCAGAUCCCGGCCUGGCUGCAGGCAACUGGCCAGGUGGUCUGUGCGGAAAAACUUCAGUGGCCCAGGCAAGAAAUCGGGAUGAGAUACCAAGUCUGAGGGAGCUCCUCUGGCCCAUGCCCCAGGCUCCAAUCAGCCCCAGAGGGACCUGAGCCAUACAGAGGGAGCCAUGGUCAGCAGGUCAGAAGCUCUCUUAGCAGCGAGAGAGUACAGGCUCCCAGCCCUGGGCACCCCUCCCUGCCCAACUCUGGAGCUCCAGCUGAACUUCUUCCCAGGGGCCAGGCAUACACAGCCUGCAGGGACAGCCUCAGCCUCACCUCAUGCAUCCUCAACCACCACAUGGUCCUCUCACUCAGCGAUCUGGGAGGCCAUGCCCAGCAGCGGGUCCACAUCUUCAGCUCUUUGUAGGUUUGGGUGCUUUGGGGGUGGGGAGAAGAGAGAGGCAUGGCUAAUGAGGCCAGCGGUUGGGCAGCCAGGCUCCCUCAACCCCACAGUUCAUGUCCUGGGCCCACCCAGUCCUGCUAUUUGCUCCCAAACUGCGGGGCCAUUGCUUCUCUACAGGUUGAUUCCCCACUCAGGGUGCGCAAUGUCCCCAUCCAAAGCUCAUGCUGCUAGGACACAGGUCUCCACAAGCACAAGGAACCGAAAACUUUGCUUCUAUUUCAGGAAACUCGACGGUAUGGUUGACAAAGGCACUAGAUCUAGGUCUUGGUCCUUGCUCGGUUAGUAACCAGCUGUGUGACAGGACCUCUCUGAACUCAGUGUCCUGCCCUUAAUAAAAAGGGCCUUAGGGAUUAAUAAAUAAAAUAAUAAACAGGUAUUAGCAGGACACUGAGGUCUCUUUCAGCUCAGCUCCAUGACUCUGAUUCUAUGCUUGCCUCUUCCCUCUUUCCUCCCACCGCCUUCCCCCUUUAUGAACACUCUACACAAAGUAUCUGAUUUUGCUUUAAAUUAAUGGUCAAUGGUCUUUACCCAUACUGGCCUGGACAGAUGAUGCCUGGUAAUCUCUCAGAAUUCCUUUCUCCACCUUGCCCUCCCCACAUGUUCACAUUCACACACUGCCCUGGUGUGUCUAACUGGGAAAUUUCCUUGGGGGCUGGGAUGGCUGGGGUACUCCAUUGCCUACAGGGGACCUGGAGUUGUCAAGGGAGAAGGAAAACCUGGAAGGAAGUGAUAGAUGUAGAGCCACAUCUGCACAGGCCCCUGCUGUGCCUCACACAGCCCUGAGGUGGGCAUGGAGGACUGACGUUUGACGGUGUAUAGCUACCUGGUCAUCUCAGACAGUUGGUAGGGGAGAUGGCUGGGGUGCCCCAGGCUGCUUCCUCUACCCCAGCCCAUCCCAGCUGGCUGCCUCAGUCCUACUGCCCCCCUUCACCACACACCCUCAGACACACACACACACACACCACAACACACACACACCCACAUAUGUGCCCCCAGCCCUGACCUCUCGGCUCCAGUAGCUAUCGCAGACCCGGAGAGCUCUGGAGACACUUGAGUUCCUAUUGAUGACCCCUGGAAGUGGCAGCUGGCAUUUCUGAAAUGCAAGGAGAUUAGUGGUGACCGAGGCUAUGAAGCCCCAAUGUCAGGCAUCAGCUCUAGUCUCCAAGGCUAGAGCCAAGGGUCCAGGCUAUUGCUUCCUUGAGGUGGUGUGUGGUCAGGGUAGGUCCUGAACAACCUGAAUUUUUGGAAGCAAUAAAAAAUAAAAAUAAAGAAAACAUCAGACCAAACGUCUAAAAGUGUAUCCCUUAUUUGACCAUGUUUCAUUCUCUCUCUCUUCUUCUCUCUCUCAAUAGAGAAAGAGACAGAGACAGAUAAACUGUCAACUGAAAGAAAAAAUGCACAACAUAGGAGUUGUGAGUUUCAAUUUUACUCAGGAAACUUACUGAGGACUAUAGGCCAGGAAACAGCCUCUUAGUAGCUCUGAGGGGACUGCUCCAAAGAGGGAGGGGGAGAACCCAGUAUAUAUAGGAUUUGGGCUAGGGAAUGGGUGCAGUCAAACAUACAUUUCUAAAAGGUUACUGCUAGUCACAAGGAUCAGAUACCUCAGUAAAUGGUUUUUGUGUUUUUCUGUGUAUGGGAAGGUGCAACAAUCUGGGUCCAUUAAAAUUUUUUCCUGAGAUACCUCUAACUAUCUAAGGGGUUUGUUUUCCCAAAGCACUGAGUGUCUUAUCCUGUUUUUUGUCCCGAAUUCCUUUUCAGGGUGUACUGUUAGAAGGCGACUGCAGCGGCUAAUGACCUGAUCCUUGUAGAGCUGGAUGGUGGGCAACAUUCUUUAUAU